UCGAGUCUGCGGCACGGGGGGGAAGGUCGUCCCUGUGACCGGCUCAGCAGUUGGAAGUUGUCGCCAUGUUGUCGGUCGCCGCCCGUUCGGGCCCGUUCGCGCCCGUCCUCUCGGCCACGUCCCGCGGGGUGGUGGGCGCGCUGCGGCCCUUGGUGCAGGCCUCCGUGCCCGCCACCUCGGAGCCGCUGGUGCUAGACGUGAAGCGACCUUUCCUGUGCCGGGAGUCACUGAGUGGCCAGGCCGUGGGACGGCCUCUGGUCGCCUCCGUGGGCCUCAAUGUUCCUGCUUCUGUUCGUUACUCCCAUACAGAUGUCAGAGUGCCCGACUUCUCCGACUAUCGUCGCACUGAAGUAUUAGAUAGUACAAAGUCUUCCAAAGAGAGCAGUGAGGCUAGAAAAGCCUUCUCAUAUUUGGUAACUGCAACAACUACUGUGGGUGUCGCGUAUGCUGCCAAGAAUGUUGUCUCCCAGUUUGUUUCCAGCAUGAGUGCUUCUGCUGAUGUAUUGGCCAUGUCGAAAAUUGAAAUCAAGUUAGCCGAUAUACCAGAAGGCAAGAGCAUGGCUUUCAAGUGGAGAGGCAAACCUCUGUUUGUGCGCCAUAGAACCCAGAAGGAAAUUGAGCAGGAAGCUGCAGUUGAAGUGUCCCAGUUGAGAGACCCACAGCACGAUUUAGAACGAGUAAAGAAACCUGAAUGGGUUGUCCUGAUAGGUGUUUGUACUCAUCUUGGUUGUGUACCCAUUGCAAAUGCUGGAGAUUUUGGUGGUUAUUACUGCCCUUGCCAUGGGUCACACUAUGAUGCCUCUGGCAGGAUCAGGAAGGGGCCUGCGCCUCUCAACCUUGAAGUUCCCACAUACCACUUCCCCAGUGAUGAUUUACUGAUUGUUGGUUAGAGACUUGGACUCAAGUCCUAGGGUUCUUUCAGUCUUCAUGUCUCUUCAGAAGAAUUGAGAGCAAGCUGUCUGUAUUUCAAGUUGGUUAAUUUGAAACGUUUAAAAAUUGUUAAUGUAUUUGCAAACAUUAAUGUAAAGUGAAUUGAAUUUAAUGUUGAAAACGUUCAAGCAUUCACUUAAUAAAACCACUGCUAAACAUUGUUAAGCUCAGUCAUAGACUUAGCAGGUACAAUGUCUUUCAUAACUUAAUUCUAAUUAAAUGUUUCAGACUGAUGUACAAGAUUUUUGUGAAAUUUAUAAUUGACUUUCUCAUUUACUUGUCCAAAUAUUUGUUUCCUGCUGUAUGUCAAGGCACAGAUUCUACAUAGCUUCUUGUUAGGAUGGGUAAAAUUAGCUGGUCAUCUCUAAAGUGAUUUUUCCUUUUUUUUUCCACAGGACUCAGUAAAUGUCCUAUGUUCUCUUGCAUUGUAAUCUUUGUGAUAAUGUUGAAUGUAAUCUAUGGGAAAGGGUACUGCAGAGGUAUUGGUACCUCUGAGGGUUUUCCGUCAGGUGAGGUUAGCUGGUUUUGUUUGCCUGGGUGAUAGGCUAUGAAGUUUUUAGUUUUUAUUUUUAUUUUUUGGUCCCUUAUGGAAGUAAGUUAGUACAGUACUUAGAAUUCUUUAAUUUUAGGAGGCAGUGAUGGGGUAAUAUCUGAGAGAAGCUUUCCAAAAUCAGAGUGCUUCUCUGUUAAUUCCUUCAUUUCACUUUGGGGGUGUUCAUGUCCCUAAUACUCCUGUGUCCACCCUAUCAAGAGGCAGAAAGGAGCAUCUGGGACUUAAUACUGUGUUGUAACAAAUGACCCUGCUGGUUUUGUUUGUAGUGAUUACAUUUUAGGAGUUUCUUCCAGUUAGGUUUGUAUGACUCAUCACUUCACUGUAAGGAGGUGGGGUUUGAACAUAUCAGCAUCAACAUCUUAUUUCCUUCUGCUUCCUGUCUAGAACUGGCAUCAAACAGUUAACAGGUGAAACAGGACUGAGGUGUGGUACUCCCCUUGGAACAGGGAGUGGGCUUUGCCCUUUGUUGAACAUCACAGCUACUUUUUGAUGGGUUUGUCUGGCUCGGGUUGUUGGGAGGUUGGUCAGUAAUAUAUGCACUGUACAAAAUCUACCUUUUUUUUUUUUUUCUGUGGUACCAGGCGUCGAGCUUGGGACCUUGCCCUUGCAAGGCAGGCGCUGGAACCACUGAGCUAAAUCCCCCGCCCCAAAUCUACCUUCUGAUCACAUGCACACUUGUGAACUACCAAAUGAGGUUAGGGCUGUCCAAAGGGAACUUACUAUCAUCAUUUAAUAUUAGCAGCUAAGUCUUUGUCAAAAAAGGAAAAUGCCAAAGUUUCUGUUAAUCAUUCUAGAAGUAAUUACUAAGUAUGGUAAUUGACGUGGGGGCAUGGAAGUACUAUUUUUUUUUUUGUUUUAUUCAUUGGUACAUUUUAUUGUUGCACUUUAGGUAUACAAUACGUUUACAUUUCUCAUUGGGAACUUGUACUUUUACAUGAUGCAUCUUGGUUCUUAUUUUUUCCCCAUUCCCAGCCCUCUCUUCACCCCCUCCACCCUUCCCUAUUUACAAAGACUUUGUUUCCAUUUUCUCCAUUUCUCAUAAUUUUUCCUUUCCCUUCUUUCCCCUGUUCCUCCCACUUCCCCUACCCCUUUGGACCUUUUCUUCCUACUAUUUUCUAAGACUCCACAUAAUGGAUUGUGUUCUGGUAUUGGGCCGGAGCAGAGCAGGGAUAUGAAACAUUCAGUUGUGAGGGAGACAGAUCCACACAUUAAAAAAAUUGUGUUGCCAAAAAUGUCAACAACACUCCUUCCUUACAGAGUAUAUUGAUACCCAUCCCAGACUACUGCCUCCAGUCCUCAACUGAUUUUGGAGUGCCAGAUAUACUGCAUUAAAAUCUACAUGGUGAUGGAGGACAAAAGUAAGUUCACAGGUCUCUUCAGUGUUGCAUCCCAGGUACCCUGAGCUGAAAUUGCUGUAUCUUGUGGGCUGCUUAUGUCUGAUGAUGUUUUGAGUUUCAUGAUGCCAUACAGUGAAAUCGCAGUAAUAUUUAAUUUUAAAUGAAAGCUUUGUUCCACAUGUGGCAAGAUAAUUCAAAUCAUUUGACUUGGACCUCUACAGUUUGCUAAGUGGAUAGAGCAGACCUAAUGUUAGCUUUUUUACUUAGUUACAGAAACAAAAUCAUAAAUAUUAGGGAGAAAUGACUUGCAGUGGAGGAAAUCUGACCAGUUGGUAUCCUGAUAGCAGACCAUUAGAGGAAUUGCUUUUUGCCGGGAAUCAUUCUUGAGACAGUAUUGAGGCUCAGCCCCUUUCAUUAUGUUUUUAAAAAGCAUGCUCUAGAAAAUACAUUAUUUGUAAAUUUUGCGCUAUUUAUUAGAGAUAGAUAUCUGUAAAAUCUUUGACUCAAUCUGAAAUAUAAAGGGAAUAUGUCCUUAUUUGGUAUUUAUGACUUGGGAUCAAAAUGCUUUUAGUACACUCAUUUUUCUAAACAAUGGGAAUAUACAUCUGAUUGUUAGAAGUCAUUCUCUGUUUUUCUAGUACUAAAUCUCAUUUUUUUGUAUUUUCAUGUAUUUGAAUUUUAUUGCAUUUCGUAUAUUAGUCCCAAAUAAAAGUCCAUAUUUUUAGAAUGAAAAA
Heterocephalus glaber (naked mole-rat) is the source of this 3554-nucleotide messenger RNA. RefSeq names its product ubiquinol-cytochrome c reductase, Rieske iron-sulfur polypeptide 1 (gene Uqcrfs1). The record is from RefSeq and is a predicted model, not a curated record. Gene Ontology annotation, cellular component: membrane. Gene Ontology annotation, molecular function: quinol-cytochrome-c reductase activity; 2 iron, 2 sulfur cluster binding. NCBI's taxonomy places the organism in Eukaryota, Metazoa, Chordata, Mammalia, Rodentia, Bathyergidae.